This is a messenger RNA of Oxyura jamaicensis (ruddy duck), 4907 nucleotides long. It is a transcript of the gene VWA5B1, whose product is annotated as von Willebrand factor A domain containing 5B1. The record is from RefSeq and is a predicted model, not a curated record. Bases 604 to 4416 code for a protein of 1270 amino acids. The transcript has 21 exons. NCBI's taxonomy places the organism in Eukaryota, Metazoa, Chordata, Aves, Anseriformes, Anatidae.
UCCCUUGGGGGCACUUUUGGGGCAGGGCUCGGGCUCACCUGGGGCCGGAGCUGGCCCUGGGGGAGAGGAGCUGGCACGGAGGAAAGCUGCUGGGCAAGGGCUGCAGUGUGCUUGGCAGGAGCGGCCGCUUUGCAGCCGAAUGUCUCUGCCGUGCCAGGAUGAGUCACGCUGUGCAGGAGACGGGGAAGGUGUCCCCUGGGGGGACGAGGAGAGGCCACAGCUACCCCCUUGUGCCCCCCACUCCAGCAGUAGCUGGGGGCUGGCGAGGCGUGCCGCUUGCCGCCGCGAUGUCCUGCCGCUGCCUGGGUGUCUCCCCUCGGUGUCUUACGGGGUCUCACCUCCGUCCCCACCUCUGCCAGCAGGGCCAUCACCCCGGGACUUGUCCCACGGGGAUCUGUCCUGCCCUCUGUCCUGCUCACAGUGCCUCGAGUACCCCAGGAGCCGGCAGCGAGAGCGGGGCUGCUGCAGGGAGCGAGCGAGGAAAGCCUCGGGCACAGAAGGGCCGCCGAAGACGCCAGGAGGUGGUGGGGACGUGCGGGUCCCCCGGGGCUCCUCCUUGCGUCCCCCAGCUCGCCACCGGGCGCCCCGUGACCGCCGGGGGAGAUGCCGGGGCUGAUCAACCGCAGCAGCCGGCGCCCGCUGCCGCUCACCGCCUCCGAGGUGACCUCGUGCGUCAGCGGCUACGCCUGCGGGACGACGGCCUCGCUCACCUACCGCAACCCGGAGGCGCAGCCGUGCGAAGGGCUCUUCGUCUUCCCCCUGGACGAGCACACGACCGUGGUUGGGUUCGAGGCGGCGGUGUCCCGGCGCGCCGUCACCGUGCAGAUCAAGGACAAGGCCAAGAUCGACGCCGCCUAUUUCGACGGCUGCGGCCUCCCCGACGGGCGAGCUCACGACAGGAGCGGAAGGAUUGUGAUGGACGAGGACUUGGAGAGGAUUGCUUUUGUGGCUAGCCUGGGCACAAUUCCUCCCCUGGAAAGCAUCUCCGUCUUCAUCAGCACCUCCUCGGAGCUGCAGACGCUGCCCAGCGGGGCCGUGAGGGUCCUCCUGCCAGCCGUGUGUGUCCCCAGGGUGCCACAGCCCAGCUCGGAGAGCACCGGCACCCUUCCUGGCCACCAGCUCCGGACAGCCAAGCCCUGCUGCGGAUCGGGGAGCCCGGAGCAGGGCAGCAGCUUCUGCCUGGCCCAGCUGCUGGAGAGCGAGGCCACCAACCCCUCCGAGUACGAGUUCAGCUUCCACCUGGAGAUCCGGGGGCCGUGCUUGCUGGCAGGAGUCGAGAGCCCCACGCACAAGAUCCGUGCGGACGCCGACCCCUCGGCUCGCUCGGCGAGGAGCAUCGUCAUCACGCUGGCCGACAAGCACACCUUCGACAGGCCCGUGGAGAUCCUGAUCCACCCCAGCGAGCCCCACAUGCCUCACGUCUUAAUGGAAGAAGGCGAUAUGACGCCGGCGGAGUACGAACGACACCUGAAGGGGAAGAACGAUUUCAUUAAAGGCACCAAGAAGGACCCCAGCGCCGAGAAAAAGACAGAAAUCAUCAGGAGGCGCCUGAACAAGGACAUCCCCCACCACCCUGUGGUCAUGCUGAACUUCUGCCCGGACCUGCGGACGGCCCGGGCGGACCUCCGCAAAGCCCCCGGCGAGUUUAUCUUCCUGGUCGACCGCAGCAGGAGCAUGAGCGGCGUGAGCAUCGACCGCGUCAAGGACGCCCUCUUGGUCCUCCUCAAGAGCCUGAUGCCCGCGUGCCUCUUCAACAUCGUUGGCUUCGGCUCCACUUUCAAGACGCUGUUCCCUGCCAGCAGGAGCUACUGCGAGGAGAGCCUGGCCGUCGCCUGCGAGAGCAUCAGGAGGAUCCGGGCUGACAUGGGGGGCACCAACAUCUUGUCACCCCUGAAGUGGGUGGUGCGGCAGCCGAUCCCCAGGGGCCACCCCCGGCUGCUCUUCCUGCUGACGGACGGGGCCGUGGGCGACACGGGGAAGGUCCUCGAGGUGCUGAGGAACCACUCCUCCUCCACCAGGUGCUACAGCUUCGGCAUCGGGCCCAACGCCUGCAGGAGGCUGGUGCAGGGGCUGGCCGCCGUGUCCAGGGGCACCGCCGAGUUCCUGGCCGAGGGCGAGCGGCUGCAGCCCAAGAUGAUCAGGUCGCUGAAGAAGGCGAUGGCGCCGGUCCUGAGCGACGUGUCCGUGGAGUGGGUCUUUCCCGAAAGCACCGAGGUCUUGGUCUCCCCGCUCAGCACCAGCUGCCUCUUCCCCGGUGACCGCCUGGUCGGGUACGGCGUGGUCUGCGACACCUCGCUGUGCCUCUCCACCCCCCGAUCGGACAAGAGGCGGCGGUACAGCAUGAUGCGCUCCCAGGAGUCAAGCAGCUCCGUUUUCUUGCACUCCCAAGAAGAGGGAGCCAGCGCAGAGAGCUGGAGCUACCCGGAGGGGUGCUGCCCAGCCGAGCGCGCCCCGGAUCAGCUGGCGGUGGGCAGGGAUCCCGGCGGAGAAUCGGACACAGACACCGGAACGGAUGCCAAGGCGUCCUCCAGGAGACGGGCGUACAGUGCCAGCCAGGUGGCCAACCACGAGCCCCUCCGGAAGGAGCCCACGGCCAGCGAUCCGGGCAGCGCCCUGCUGCGGAAUCCCCUGCGCAAAGCCCACCUGCAGGACCUGCAGCAGCUCAGCCCCGAGCCGUGCCCGGUGGAUUUCCAGCCCUUCGCCGCCAGCCUGCGCUCCCCCACCACCAGGAUCCGCGGCGCGGGUGCCCGCCGGCCGUCCCUGCUGCACGGGAGCUGCGUGUCCUCCUGCCCGCGCCCCGAAUCCUUGCCAGCACCCGAGGCUGCUCCCGGACGGGGCUUGGGGCUGCUGGAUGCCAGCGGCAGCCUGAGGUCCUCAUCCGACAGCCGAAGCCCCGUGGAGCCGGAAGGCGCCCAGCAUCCGUCCUUCGCGUUCGAGACGGAGACCUCCUCCGACUGGGAGCCCCAGGACUGGGAUUUCGGCGCCGCCCGGGGCUCCCCGUGCUCGCCCCGUGCCACCUGCAAGGCGGUGGUGAAGGGGCUGCGGGGCAGCGAGCCCCUGCAGUGGGAGGUCGCCUUCGACAUCCGCCCGCUCCUCCGAGAGCGGGGCAGCCGGGAGGAGGGCACCGAGGACCUGUGGAGCGAGACCUUCCACCACCUGGCAGCCAAGUCCGUCAUCCGGGACUUGGAGCAGCUCGCUGAGAGGGAGUGUGAAAUCGAGCACGGGUCGGGCCGGCGGUACCAGCUCAACGCUGUCCACACCAGCAAGGCCUGCAACGUCAUCAGCAAGUACACGGCGUUCGUGCCGGUGGAGCUGAGCACCAGCACCUACCUGCCCCCCUGCGUCGCCUACGCCCGCGCGGGGCAAGCGGCCAGGCAAGGCAGCCCGAGGAGCCUCAGCUCGGGGCACCGGAGGCACCGCGGCUUUUCUGCGGCGCGUCCCCUGUCACCCUGCGGCCAGGACGGAGAUGAUGGAUUUCAUGGCACGGAUGCGGACGAGGCCGGGCCGUCGCCCUGCAGCACCCCGCCGUCCUCGGGCUGCCGUCCCCCAGAAGCGCCGUUCCAGAGCCUGGCUGCCUCUUCUGCACAUUCCCCAAAACCCAUCGAGAGCCUCUUUGCCGCGAGGCUGACCCUCCACAAAACCAGGCUGCUGACUCGAGCUGCCAAAGGUUUCAUGAGCAAAUCCCCGGGCAGAACGAGCGAAGCCAGCUCAGAGAGCGACAGCGAGAGCAUCGACUACCUUCCUCUGGCGUCACUGCAGCUGGCCUGCGGUGCCUUCCUCCUGAACUCGGCCUUCUGCGAGGCGCUCGGCAUCCCCAUGGAGAAGCUGAAGCGCACGUCGCCUUUCUCCUGCCACCGCCUGGCGCUCAGCCCCUCGAGCUCCGGCAGCGCCAGGAAGGCCGUGCCCGGCGGGGAGCACCCAAACCUCGGGCAGGACGGGCAGCUCCUGGUCCCCGACGGCACCCGCGGAGCCGUCAGCCCCACCGAGGACCCGGCCGGCCGCCCCCGCCACUUCUCGGGGAGCGCCGUGGAGAGCGUCUCCAAAGCCCUGCGAGCCGAGAGCGAGCUCUCCCCGCCGGCCAUCACCGUCCGCCGCUUCUCCUCCCCGGAGCAGCACGGCCCCGAGGUCCAGGCGCUGCUGGCUGACAUCGAGCUGAGGCGGCAGACGGAGCCCGAGGGGAUGCUGUGGGCCACGGCCGUGGCGCUGGCCUGGCUGGAGCACAGCUCGGCGUCCUACUUCGUCGAGUGGGAGCUGGUGGCAGCCAAGGCCAGCCUGUGGCUGCAGGAGCAGCGCUUCCCGCACGGCUGCAGCCUGGCCGCGGUGAAGGCGGCGGCCCAGCAGCUCUUUGUCUUGCUCAGGCACUGGGAGGAGAACCUGGAGUUCAACCUGCUGUGCUACAACCCCAGCAGCGUGUGAGGGGCCGGGGGGAGGACAAGAAGAGAGGCUUUGGGCAGCGGGACGGGGACCCGUCCUCAGGGGAGCAGCCGACGCUGUGCCUUAGGAGCUGAAGGUGCAGAGCGCGGCCCCCCCUCGGCACCCGGCGCCGAGCAGGAAUGCCCUGCGUGAAAACAGCAAAAGGAAAUUUAAUUCCCUGCUCAAACGCCAAAACUUCCCAUCCUCCGUUCCACACGGGAGCCUGCUGUGUCCUCCUGGGGGGGCUCUGCCCCCCCCAGCCACGAGCGACACCUCCCUGUCUCCGCUCCUUUCCUUCCCUGCCGCUGAGAGCACGUUUUCCAGCCCAAAGCUCACUUGUUACUAGAAGUCGGUGGCCUCCCCAACUUCCGUGCAGCUUCCAGGCGUUAUUAUUUAUUUAUUUACUUAUUUCCCUUUAGCUUUCCGCUGGGGAAAGGCCCUGGUUCUGUUUCGGCUGCGCUGGUUUUGUCUGGGGGGGGGAGGUUUGGGCUUGG